Molecule: messenger RNA, 2533 nt
Organism: Meleagris gallopavo (turkey)
Lineage: Eukaryota; Metazoa; Chordata; Aves; Galliformes; Phasianidae
Source: RefSeq, a predicted model, not a curated record
UUGCCCCCCAAAAUAGAUAAAGCACGGAGAUUCGCAGGGGGAAGGCGUUCGCUUUUACACUCGCGUUUCCUCUGCUCCACGCCGUGCUCAGCGCUCUCCCAGCGCUCCGCAGCCGUCGGAGCACGGUGGCCCAACGCCGCCGUUUUUCCAUUUCCCCCUCUUUCUCUCGUCGAGGACGAAUUGAACCAAAUAAGCCAAGCGUUCGUUCCCCUUUGUAGAUGGGAGCCCGGGCUCCCUCAAGCCGAAGCCGUACCCGUUCGCUGGGCGCUUCCCACCAGAAAGCCGCACGGCUCCGCGGCCGGCGGGGACACCGAGCAAAGCCGCCCCGGGCCCGCAGGUGGGCUCGGAGCUGGGGGCGAAGAGCAGGAGCUUUCGGCUUGCACUACGGCAGGGCAUUGCCGCAAGGCAUUUCGGCGGGGCGUUUCGGCGGCAGCGGCUGCGCUAGGAGCGAGUCUGGUGGGAUUAAAGGAGAACAACAACAACAACAACAAAUUAGAGCUGCUGGAAGACCUCUCCGAGAGCCGCGAGUGCGUCAACUGCGGCUCCAUCCAGACCCCAUUGUGGAGGAGGGACGGCACCGGGAAUUACCUGUGCAACGCCUGCGGGCUCUACACCAAAAUGAACGGCCUCAGCCGGCCCCUCAUCAAGCCCCAGAAGAGAGUGCCCUCGUCGCGGCGACUCGGCCUGUCCUGUGCCAACUGCCACACCACCACCACCACCCUCUGGCGCCGGAACGCUGAGGGCGAGCCCGUCUGCAAUGCCUGCGGCCUCUACAUGAAGCUUCACGGGGUUCCCCGACCGCUUGCUAUGAAAAAAGAAGGAAUUCAGACAAGGAAACGAAAACCUAAGAACAUAAAUAAGUCAAAGGCAUGCUCUGGUAACAGUAGUACUGCAGUUCCUAUGACUCCAACAUCCACGUCUUCUACUAACUCAGAUGACUGUAGCAAAAAUGCCUCCCCAAGCACACAGCCAGCAGCCUCGGGGGCGAGCUCGUCAGUGAUGUCUGGCCCGGGAGAGAGCACCAGUCCCGAAAGCAGCAACCUUAAGUAUUCAGGUCAAGAUGGGCUGUACACAGGAGUCAGCCUGACCUCCACGGCCGAGGUGACGGCGUCCGUCAGACAGGAUCACUGGUGUGCCCUGGCUCUGGCGUGACCCGCUGCCAGCCAAGCUGGAUCCCGGCACAGUGCAGCAGCCCCCAGACGUCCGUGUGGGGUUUCUUCUACGGAGCGGUGGCAGCGAGAGUGCUGGCUAGGGACGCUCCUCUGAAAUUGUUUCCGUGCCUUGGUGGCAGAGGUGGCUUUCAGUUCCCCUAAGAGGCUCUGCCGAAGCAUCCUCAUCCUCAUCUAUGCAAGAAAACUGUAGGGAAAGCAAGUGCCCACUGGGGAAUAGCUAAUGCAGCCAUACACACUCAAAAAAAAAAAAAAGUAAAAAUAUAAAAAGGAAAAUGGAGAAAAAAAAAAAGAGGAGAAACCUAGACCUAUUGAUUGAUUCCAGAAACACAUCUUCACUCACCCAGCAGUGCUGCCUUUCUGAUUGUAUAUUUGUUUUCACUCUCUCAUCACUUUCUUUUUCCAAGAAUUUGAUGGACGCCAUCAGUGCUGAGGAGGCUUGAAUUAGUAGAGAUAACUAGAUACUUUCUGAAGUGCUGGUAGCGUGUACUGCUGGAGUCAGCGUGGGCGCCCAGAGCUGGACAUUUGACCUCUUCACCCGUCCUAUACCCGCCUUGCUCUGCUCCCUUGUACCAGAGCCCAGCGAUGCCCAGGGGAGAAAAUCACAGCCUUUGGUACAAACCUCAUGGGGUCGAGCUGGUGAAGGACGUUUUGUUGUUGUUUAAGAUAUUUACUCACCUUGCAAGACUGCGCUAUAACUUUUGAAGUACACUGUGACUGAGGUUUAUGAAAGUUCAUAUUUUGUGGCUGAACUGUAUAGAGUCAGUCGAAAUUUGUAAACAGGGUAGCAAUCAGAUAUUUUUUCUUCCAUAUAUACAAUAAUUUUUUUAAAAGAAGUGCAAUUUGCGUUGCAGCAAUCAGUGUUAAAUCAUUUGCAUAAGAUUUAACAACGGUUUUUAUACGAAUGAAUGAAUGUAAACAUUUUAACUUAAUGGUACGUAAAUAAUUUAAAAGAAAAACUUAACUAGGCAUCCUUAGGCUUUUUAAUGCAACAAAACCCAUCCACUUUCUGUAUUUCCAGUUGCUAAAGCAGGAGUUUCAAAGAACAAGCCUUCUCUCAGGAAAAUUGCCCUAGCUGUUUGCUCCUAAGUUUUGUACAAAAAAGCAAAUGCAUCCCCAGGUUGGUUAUUUUUUUGCCAUUUGAAGAAGUCUGUACUGGAAAUUGCAAUGAAACUUUACUACCUAACCGAUACAUAUGUAAAUACUCCAUAAGAUAUUUAGGCAUCUUUGAAGUUUAGGAUGUGAUCUGUAUAGUGUGACUGACACAUCGUUAGGUUGGUUUCCAUUGUUUUUUAAAUGGGAUGGCAUUUGGAAAGUUGUUUCAUCAGAGCUCUACAAAUAAAAGGGUAUCAUUUUUUUCUGUA